Molecule: messenger RNA, 2000 nt
Organism: Lotus japonicus
Lineage: Eukaryota; Viridiplantae; Streptophyta; Magnoliopsida; Fabales; Fabaceae
Exons: 4
Coding region: 70-1686 (538 amino acids)
Biological process (GO): protein insertion into mitochondrial outer membrane
Cellular component (GO): outer membrane; SAM complex
Source: RefSeq, a predicted model, not a curated record
AACCUUUUUUGCUUUGCUUGAACUCACACACUCUUCCUUCUCCAACCAAACUGCCUCCGAAUCUCAUCAAUGGAAAACUCUGAACAAGUUCCAGUCCCUCCAAACCCUAACAAUGUCAAUACCCACCUCACUGAAGAAGACGACGACGACGACGACGACACCGACAUCAUCGAAGAAGAAGAAGAAGACGAAGACGACGACGACGACGUCGUUUCGGGGGACCGGAAUCAGCGAAACCCUCAAUCCCCUUUAUCACGGUUACGCGAGCAGCGUUUCAAGCUCGAAACCCUUUCCCGGCGACUGUCAUCGGAGCUGGUCCCUAUCCGAGUCCACGACGUGCUGAUUCGCGGAAACACCAAGACCAAGGAUUGGGUGAUCGAGGCGGAGCUCAAGGUUCUCGAGGAGGCCACCACCAUGCAGGAGCUCAUUCGCGCCUCCGAAAUCGCACUCGCCAGGCUCCAGAACCUCGGGAUUUUCGAUUCCAGCAAGCUCCGCCUUGAGCCCGGGCCGCCGGAGUUGCCUGACACCGCCAAUGUCAUCGUUGACAUUGUCGAGGCCGCUAGCAGUGUCUCCGGUGAAUGCGGCGUUUAUACCAAACCCUCGACUAGUUCUUGGACAACUGAAGGUACUCUUAAGUACAAAAACUUUUUAGGUUAUGGUGAUCUAUGGGAUAUGUCAUUGGCCUAUGGUGCCAACCAAGCAACAGAGGUGAGUUUGGGGGUGUAUGCUCCUCGACUUAAAGGAUUAUUAACACCUUUGGUAGCACGGAUAUCCAUGCUUUCCCAAGAUUGGCAAGAGUUUUCUUCAUACAAAGAGCAGCUGUUGGGCUUGUCUCUCGGAUUAAUCUCUACAAAGCACCAUGACUUAGUAUACACUCUUGGAUGGCGUACAUUAACAGAUCCAUCGCAAAUGUCAUCCUGGUCUAUAAGGAGGCAGCUUGGGCAUGGUUUACUGUCAUCCCUGAAGUACACAUUUAAAAUUGACAAGAGAAACUCACCUAUUAGGCCCACAAAAGGGUAUGCUUUUCUUUCUACCACUCACUUUGGCGGCCUAACACCAGAUCAUCGGAGCUUGCGAUUUAUACGUCAGGAGUUUGAUGUUCGCUACGCUGUCCCCUUUGGAUUUUAUAAUACAGCACUGAACCUUGGGAUUUCUGCUGGUGCUGUUUUUCCAUGGGGGCAUGGUUUCAUGAACAAGCCAUCUCCCCUUCCUGAAAGGUUUUAUUUGGGUGGGGAUUUCUCUCCAGUUUGCACCCUUGGAGGGCCAAUAACAUUGUGGGGGUUUAAAACUAGGGGAUUGGGUCCUACUGAACCACGGAGACAAAGCAGAGAUGCAGUGAAUGAUGACAAUAAUGAUUCCUCCGGACGGGACUUUGUUGGAGGAGAUCUUGCUGUUACUGCUUUUGCAGACCUCUCUUUUGAUCUUCCAGUUAGGUGGCUAAGAGAACAUGGAAUCCACGGCCAUGUUUUUGCUGGAGUCGGGAAUACUGCUAAAUUGACUCAGAAUGAAUAUAAGAACUUCUCUCCUCGGAAGUUCUUAGAAUCCUUUCGAACAUCAGUAGGAUGUGGAUUUGUUGUUCCUACUAAACUUUUCCGCCUGGAGGGUAACUUCUACCACAUACUCAGGCAGGAUGAACAUGAUCGUGGGAAAACUGGAUUUAGGUUCAGCUUCUCAGCUCCUUCUUAGAGGGGUUCACAACUGAGAUUCUUUCCCUUUUAUGUAUUUUUGAAGCUCUAAACAGUUUUGCUGUUCGUCACUGGAUCACUAGUACUAUAUUCUCAUUUCCUUGCUUUCAAAUACAAACUGAAAAUUCUGAGAGGGGAUUGUUACAGCGUUGGGGAUUUUUAGGGAUCAGUUUUUUUGAGUAGACUAAGGUGUUUGAAAUUAGAAAUUCAUGCACACGUACAUUGCUACUUCUCAGAAGACCUCGAUUGGCACUGAGAAUUUUCAUACAUUGUUUGCUCAGUUUAAAUUGCAAAUAAAUCCUUGACAUUGCUCGA